Pogona vitticeps (central bearded dragon) is the source of this 3230-nucleotide messenger RNA. It is a transcript of the gene PTAFR, whose product is annotated as platelet activating factor receptor. Gene Ontology annotation, cellular component: membrane. The record is from RefSeq and is a predicted model, not a curated record. Lineage: Eukaryota; Metazoa; Chordata; Lepidosauria; Squamata; Agamidae. Gene Ontology annotation, biological process: G protein-coupled receptor signaling pathway; chemotaxis. Gene Ontology annotation, molecular function: G protein-coupled purinergic nucleotide receptor activity; platelet activating factor receptor activity.
CUCAUUUCCAAGGACAAUGCAGAAGGUUCUUGCUGGGUCCUUCGCAAUGCUGAUUUGGCCAACAAGGAGGAACCUCUAGUGAUAGGUUUGCAACGAUAUCAUUCCUAACAAGUCAAGACAGGAUUUGCCUGUUGAGAUACACCCUCCAUUGCAGUGUUGUGGAUUCAACAAAGAAUAGCUGGCCUCCUGACUUUGGAUAAGAAAAGCAGACAGCAACAUAUUCUGCACUAAGACAGCACUAUGGCCACCACAGAGAUAGCUGCAAUGGACAAAGAUAGAAACAUUUCAUUCCUCCAUUUCCAGGCUGCAGAUUGCCACGUAGAUUCAGAGUUCAGAUAUACUUUGUUCACUGUCUACUAUAGUAUCAUCUUCAUUCUGGGCUUCAUAGCUAACAUUUACGUGCUGUGGCUUUUCACUCGGGUUUACGCCACCAAGAAACUGAAUGAAAUAAAAAUAUUCAUGGUCAACUUGACAACAGCUGACCUGCUCUUUCUGGUCACAUUGCCCAUGUGGAUAGUGUAUUACCACAACAGAGGGAACUGGAUCAUGCCCAGCUUUUUAUGUAACGUGGCUGGCUACUUAUUCUUUGUGAACACAUAUUGUUCAGUGGCCUUCCUGGGAGUCAUAACAUACAACCGGUUCCAGGCUGUCACAAGGCCUAUUUCUACUGCCCAAUCCAGCACAAGAAGAAGGGGCCUCUAUGUCACUGUAGCCAUCUGGGUCCUGAUAGCUGGCCCAUCCACAUACUUCUUGUUUGAUGAUGGCAUAACCGAAGAAGGGCCUUACACACGCUGUUUUGAGCGCUAUGACACCAAAAAAGACAAUACUCCUGUUUUUGUCAUUCAUGUGAUCAUUUGCAUUUGCUUCUUUCUUACUUUUGGGAUUGUACUGGUAUGCAAUGCCUUUAUUAUCCGGACACUGGUCUCCCAGCCGGUGCAAACUCGGAACAAGGACGUCAGGCAACGGGCACUCUGGCUGGUGUGCACAGUUUUGACCGUCUUUAUUCUGUGCUUUGUGCCUCACCACAUUCUGGACCUACCAUGGACCCUGAUGGUUUUGGAUAGGUGGAAGAUAAGCUGUGAGGCCAAAAACACAGUGAAUGAUUUCCAUCAAGCCACCCUCUUCCUUCUGGGUGCCAACUGUGUUCUGGAUCCUGUCAUUUACUGUUUCCUCACCAAAAAGUUCAGGAAACACCUUUCAGAGAAUUUGAAAAACAUCAAAGACAGCCGCAAGUGUUCCAGGCAGACAACUGAGACGGGCGUGGAAGGUAUGGUACCUCUGCAAGAAUGCCUCCACACCACCCUGAAGUGUUAGAUGUUGUGCUGCAGCCUAAGGAGCAGGAGGUUUUACCUUGUGCUGAGUCUGUACUCAAAUGGAGGCUGGGGACAGGCAAGAACUCUUUGCCUUUAUCACAAGUUUGGCAUGUUAAUUCAAGUUUCUAGCAUUUUUCAAGCUACAGUGGUAGGAAGUGGAAUGUUUAAGACUGUUCUAAUGUCCUAUCUGAAAAAGAAAAUGGAGUAUCACAGAAAAAUUGAAUGUUGUUAUGGCUGUGAAAGGAGAUUAUUUGGAAUUUCCUGUGCUGCCUUUUUUUUUAAGGACAUUUGUAUUGUCUUCUGGUCUAGAAGUUAAUUACAGUAUUACAGCUUUGGCACUUAGUUCCACCCCUUUGUCCUUUAGCUGGUUCAGAACUCUUGGAUCGAGGCAGGUGUCAGAUGUAGAUGCCCUUGGAGAUCUAUUAAAGAUCACAUGUCAUCUGUCAGACAGACUGAGCAAAGAUUAAAAGAUUAAGAAGCAAGCUCCAUUCAUCUCACCAGGGGGAUGGCUAUUGAAUUUGAGUGUAAAGGAAGAGGACAAUCAACUGGCGAUAAUGACAGCCCAGUGGAGGUGGGUCUGAGCAAGGUGGAGGCUCUGUGGAGAGCGUUUUGAAAGCUUUCUCCUACAAAACAUGCCUUGUCUUAGAUUAGUACUAUUUAGCUGUGCUUUUAAGUUUUUUCAGAAGGUAUGGACUUUAAAGAUAGUAGGGGACAUGGCAAUAUUAAUUGGCCAUAGAGAAUAAUCACAAAUUUCUGUCACUUGAGAGUUUGCAUUGCUUUUACAGAAAUUGGGCAUGUCAGAACUGCCUCAGACUCUAGCAGAAAACUGCUUGCUUGUUUUUUUGUGACUAAAAAUCUCAGCUUUGGGACCUUUGUAACUCCUCAGGACUGCUAGCUUUAAGUCCAAUGGAAAUUUCUGUAGAUGUUUUGGUAUGAAGAUUAAGUGGGAUAUUUAUAAGAUCACAUUAGAUUUAAAGUUGUGCAGGAUCCCCAAUGUUGAGGAUUCUAGAUGUUGAGAAAAAGAAUGCCAGCUUCUACACCAGGUUUACCAAGAAUCCUGGAAAAAAAUGAUGGGCAAACCAGGCAUAUGAAUGCUGGCUAGUAUAAAUCUGGCAUGGAGAAGAACUAUAUUUCAGCUUUUAGGUCCUCCACACAGGACAAAUCUUCACAUUCUUUCCUACUGCUAGAUCUAUGGAAUAUGAGUGCUGCAAUUGGCACCCUAAUGUCCUCAUAGGACAAAACACCUGUGUGAAAUUUAAGGGCAGAGGUGAGGAACACAUAGCUAUCCAGAUACUGCUGGACUGCAACUCCAUCAACCCUAGCCCUAAAGAAGGGAGUGAAAUCCCAGCUGCCUAAAUACUGUAUUCCUCACCCCUGUUAAAAUGUGUUCAUUUUGAAAGACAGAGUCUUUUGUUUCACCUCCCACUUCCUCUGCCUGUCACUUUGGGAGCAUGCUGCUGUAGGAAGCAGUUUCAAAAACUCCAAAUAUUUAAUUAUAAUAAAUAAUUAUGGUUCAGUUCAAUUUAGUAUUAUUCAAUGGAAAGGUGUGGUCCACCAAUGGAGGAGAAAAGGAGACACAAAUGAGAGACAGCCAAAUAUAGCUGCUACAACUUUUCACAGAUGGAAACCGGCAUGCCUGCGACAUCCCUAUGAGCAUAUUGAGGGCUACUGCUGAAAUGACCCCUCCAGGCUCCAUCCUGUCUACUAUUUGUCCACUAUACCAUAACCUUGUUUCCCCCUUCCCCAGCACAAUGACUUUAAAACCUAAGGGAAUGGCUUUUCUUGAGGUAAGGUAUGAAAUCAAUAAUUCCUAAUGCAGCUCAGCAGUGGUAGCAUGUAGUGACAACAGGUUAUUAAAUAAAUACUGUCAAUACCUUUCAGUUUAAAGCAGUGGUUCCCAGAUAUUCCUGAAUUAAA